This is a messenger RNA of Chanos chanos (milkfish), 2418 nucleotides long. It is a transcript of the gene pcdh2a36, whose product is annotated as protocadherin 2 alpha b 12. Lineage: Eukaryota; Metazoa; Chordata; Actinopteri; Gonorynchiformes; Chanidae. The transcript is spliced from 2 exons. Gene Ontology annotation, molecular function: calcium ion binding. Gene Ontology annotation, cellular component: plasma membrane. The record is from RefSeq and is a predicted model, not a curated record. Gene Ontology annotation, biological process: homophilic cell-cell adhesion. The coding region runs from base 1 to 2418 and encodes 805 amino acids.
AUGACGAAAUGCUUUACCUUGAAGGCUACAUUUUUUCUUCUCUUAAGCUUCCUGAAUCGUAUCUCUGGCCAGAUCGCCUAUACAGUGUCAGAGGAGGUGAACAAGGGAACAUUUGUUGGAAAUAUUGCCAAGGAUCUAAGCAUAAACGUUCAGGAAUUAGAGUCGCGGAUGUUUCAUAUUGUGUCAACAGCCGGGAGAAAAUAUUUUGAAGUAAAUGUUAAGACGGGAGUUUUAUUUGUCAACGAGAGACUUGAUCGAGAGGAGCUCUGCCCUUCUUCUACACGGUGCUCAGUGCAUUUAGAAGCCAUAGUCAACAAUCCGUUGAACCUAUACCGCAUUGAGGUGACCAUUUUAGAUGUUAAUGAUAAUGCUCCUUCUUUUCGCGUCAAAUCGAAGGAGUUUAAUAUAUCGGAAUUAGCAUUUGAAGGCGACCGAUUUCAGUUGCCUCGAGCCUCGGAUCCCGAUGUAGGGCUGAACUCGAUAAAGAGCUACAAACUCAGUCCGAAUGAUCAUUUCUCUCUUGAUAUUCAAAACGGGGCAGACCAGAGUGUGUCCGCUGAGUUAGUGCUACAGAAAGCUUUAGACCGAGAGAGACAGCGAGUUAUCCCACUUACACUGACAGCUGUAGACGGAGGAAAACCUCCCAGGUCGGGGUCAUUACAAAUUAUUGUAAAUGUUCAGGAUGGUAACGAUAAUGCCCCUGUAUUCAGCAAAUCUCUUUAUAAAGCGCAAGUUAGUGAGAAUGCACCCGUUGGUACAGAGGUAUUAAAACUAAAUGCGACUGAUUCAGACGAGGGUUUGAAUAGCCAUAUAGUAUACUCAUUGAUACAUCAGGAUAAUGAGGACAAAACUAACGCUGUAUUUAAAAUUGAUCCGGAUACUGGCGAGAUCACUGUGCAAGGGAUUAUAGAUUUUGAAGAAAAUAACGCCUUUGAGAUUCAUGCGCAAGCCAGAGACAAAGGGUUGACCCCGCGCACAACUCACUGUAAAGUGUUAGUCGAGGUAAUAGACAUGAACGAUAAUGCGCCGGAAAUAUCUCUUACAUCACAGGUAAAUACUGUCAGUGAAGAUGCCAAGAAGGGUAUUACAGUCGCUUUGAUAACGAUUUCAGACAAAGAUGCAGGCAAAAAUGGAAAUGCGCACGGCAAACUGGCAGGUGAGGUCCCGUUUAAACUGCAGUCUUCUUAUAAGAAUUAUUAUUCUAUUGUAGUGGACGGCUCUUUGGACAGGGAACGUGUAGCUCAGUAUAAUGUCACGAUAGUCGCGACAGACGAAGGUUUCCCGCCUCUCUCCAGCACCCGAGUCUUUACAGUACAUGUUUCAGACGUAAACGAUAAUGCGCCAUAUUUCUCAGAGCCAGUUGUUAACGUUUAUGUGAAAGAAAAUGGUCCGAGUGGGCAGGUGAUUUAUACUUUGCUGGCUAAGGAUCCAGACUUGAAUGAAAAUUCAAAAAUUACAUAUGCGCUUUUGGAACCAUCCCUUAAAAGCAUAGUGAAUGUAAACCCUGAUGAUGGAGACAUAUACGCUCUCCAGUCGUUUAACUAUGAGGAAAUGAAAAGAGUUGAGUUUAAAGUUCAGGCCACAGACUCCGGUGUUCCUCCACUGAGCAGCAACGUGUCUGUGAACGUUUUUGUCCUAGAUGAGAAUGACAACAGUCCGCGGAUUCUCCCGCCCUAUUCAGAGCACGGUUCACUUAACACUGAAAACAUUCCAUAUUCUGCCGAGGCAGGCUACUUUGUGGCCAAGAUCAGAGCUGUAGAUGCCGACUCAGGUUAUAAUGCACUGCUUUCUUUUCACAUUUCGGAACCGAAAGGAAAUAACCUUUUCCGAAUCGGAACGAGCAACGGUGAAAUAAGGACUAAGAGGCGAAUGAGUGACAAUGAUUUGAAAACUCAUCCUCUGGUAGUUUUAGUUAGUGAUAACGGGGAGCCCUCACUUUCAGCAACUGUGUCAAUUGAUGUUGUUGUUGUUGAGAGCACAGGUGACACUCAGACUCCAUUCAGACACGCACCGAUAAAUGAGGAGAGUUUUUCUGAUUUAAAUCUGUAUUUGCUGAUCGCCAUUGUGUCAGUGUCUGUGAUCUUUUUGCUGAGUCUCAUCGGUUUAAUUGCUGCAAAAUGCCACAGAAAAGAAAGCUUCAGCAGGUACACCGCCCCAAUGAUCACCACACACCCUGACGGAAGCUGGUCUUACUCCAAAGCUACUCAACAGUAUGACGUGUGUUUUAGCUCCGACACACUUAAAAGUGACGUAAUGGUUUUCCCCGCACCAUUUCCGCCUGUAGAUGCGGAACUGAUCAGUAUUAAUGGAGGAGAUACUUUUAACCGGACACAAACACUCCCGAAUAAAGAAAAGAUUAAAGAGGAAAGGAAUCUGUCGGGAUGGGACUUGGCCGCAUUUCUAGAGAUGUUUCUUUAA